GUUCGUUUUACUACUCCACCUCAAUCAACUCGACAACAACAACAACCAAAGAAAGUAUCACAAUCAAUUGCUGUACCACAAAAUAGGGCAUCACCAUCGGUUGAUCAACAGGCUAAACAGGGAACUAAAAUUACAACACCACAUAAAUCUUUAAUGGUUGCUGUUCAACCAGUAAAAUCAGCUGAAGAAGAUAUUGAUGAUGAUGAUGAUGAUGAUGGUGAAGCAACUCGAACAGCACAUGAUGUUACAGAAACAGUUUUACAAUUAAGAAUGGAUAAUGAAGAAAAACAACGACAAUUAAUUAUUCUUCAACAACGAUUAAAUCAACAACGUGAAUUAAAUAUUCGUCAUGCAAAAGAAUCUGAACGUGAAUUAGAACAUCGUUUACAAUUACAAAAAGAUGAUUAUGAAGCUACUAUUCAACGUCAUUUAACAUUUAUUGAUCAGGUUUAUUAA
Messenger RNA from Rotaria sordida, 456 nucleotides. The record is from the annotation of a GenBank genome assembly. NCBI's taxonomy places the organism in Eukaryota, Metazoa, Rotifera, Eurotatoria, Philodinida, Philodinidae.